Molecule: messenger RNA, 1314 nt
Organism: Debaryomyces hansenii CBS767
Lineage: Eukaryota; Fungi; Ascomycota; Pichiomycetes; Serinales; Debaryomycetaceae
Product: tRNA (guanine-N2-)-methyltransferase
Exons: 1
Coding region: 1-1314 (437 amino acids)
Biological process (GO): methylation
Cellular component (GO): cytoplasm
Molecular function (GO): nucleic acid binding
Source: RefSeq, a predicted model, not a curated record
AUGAAGGACUACUUGAUAUAUUUCGCUCAAGCGUACCCCAACUUCAGAAGGGCAGAGUUGGAAUCAUUAGCUGCUUACCAUGGCAUUUCCAUAGACUUAUCUCAUCACGAUGAGAAGAAUCCAUUUUUGAUUGUGAAAUUGGAAAACGAUGAGCAGGCCCGCAAAAUCAUGGCAAGAUCCAUAUUAGGUAGAGGAAUAUACGAGUUAUGGGGCCAGGGAAAGAACCUAGAGGAAUUACACGAAGAUGUUAAACAACGGUCGAGUGACAGGUUUGAUGAGUACAAAAAAAUGUCUUUUAAAUUCGACUUCAUUGGGUAUAUGGGGAAGAGAACCACCAAGGAGAAAUUCGAAAUGAUCGAAUCGUUCUCGUAUUUGGCAUUUGAAGGUCCGAUUAGAAUGAAAAAUCCCGACGAAAUCUUCGAUGUGCUAGAAGAAUAUCAUGUUCAUGGGACCGAGAAAGCUACCACUCCUAUCAACAUGUGGUUUGGAAGACAGAUCCAAUUGAGUGCAAGAACAGAGAACAUCUUAGAUAAAUACGAUUUGAGACGCAGAAAGUACAUCGGAACCACCUCAUUUGAUGCCGAAUUGUCUUUAGUCAGUUGUAACAUAGCACAAGUUGGACCAGGAAAAAUAACAUACGAUCCAUUUACAGGUACUGGUUCUUUUUUGGUUGCCGCAGCUAACUUUGGCGGAUUACCCAUUGGAUCGGAUAUUGAUGUACGUAUAUUGAGAGGUAAGAAUGAUAAGUGCAAUAUCAAUGCCAACUUCAAACAAUACGGCACCACUUUGAAUUUCUUGGACAUUUUGACCAUGGAUUUCACCAAUAAUGCAUUCCGUUCGGAUUUAAAGAUCGACACCAUAGUCUGCGAUCCUCCAUACGGCGUCAGAGAAGGUUUAAAGGUUUGUGGUGCUAAGGACCCGGAAAAAGCUGCUGGUAGGGAAAACGUGGUUAUAGACGGAGAAAAAGCACAUUUAAGGAAAGACUUCAUCCAACCUAAGAAACCAUACGAGUUGUCGAAUUUAUUAGAUGAUUUAUUACAUUUCGCUGCCAAUAGAUUGCCGGUGGACGGCAGACUCGCAUUCUGGAUGCCUACGGCAAACGAUGAUUUUGAACCCAACUUAAUUCCCCAGCACGAAAAUUUGGAACUCAUAUAUAAUUUAGAGCAGGAAUUCAAUAAGUGGUCUAGAAGACUAUUGGUUUACGUUAGAAGAGAUGACGAUUUUAAGGGUGAGACGUCGAACGGGUUGAGAGCAAACCAAAUCAAAAAUUUCAGAGACCGUUAUUUCAAGGGGUUCAGUCAAAAAUCUAAAUAG